Clunio marinus is the source of this 3352-nucleotide messenger RNA. Lineage: Eukaryota; Metazoa; Arthropoda; Insecta; Diptera; Chironomidae. The record is from the annotation of a GenBank genome assembly.
UCUCAGACAUUUGUAGGCUGAAGACGUUUCUAAUCAAAGUUUAUUAUCAAUUUCACCAUUUGUUCUUCUUUGUUUAAAACUGGUUUAGUUUGACUCAAUUAGUUUCUGUCAAUAGAACAUUUUUAUUGGAAAAAUGGCAGCGAAAAUUCUUGACACACCCGAUAUUGAGAGCUUGUUAUCUCUAAAUCCACGCGUCCAAACUAAAUGUUCCGUGCUUUCAACUGUUGAGUCGCAAAAAAACAAAAAGCAUUGGAAACGUAACGCAGAUAAGAGCGAAGCUAAUUGUCGUUCGUUAAAAAAUGAUUUCACUGAUAUCAAACAUACGACACUUUCUGAACGUGCUGCAUUAAAGGAAGCAGCGAGAUGUUUAAAAUGUGCUGAUGCUCCGUGUCAAAAAUCAUGUCCAACUCAACUUGACAUCAAAACUUUUAUCUCAAGCAUCUCCACGAAGAAUUAUUACGGUGCAGCUCGAUCAAUUUUCUCUGAUAAUCCUUUGGGGUUAACGUGUGGAAUGGUUUGUCCUACCAGUGACUUGUGUGUAGGUGGAUGUAACUUGGCAGCUGUUGAAGAAGGGCCAAUAAAUAUCGGAGGGUUACAACAAUUCGCAACUGAAGUUUUUAAGCGCAUGGGCUUGAAGCAAAUUUUAGACCCAAACAUAAAACCUUUAACAACAAAUGCUGAAGCUCCGAUUGUUCUUCUUGGUGGUGGGCCGGCAUCUCUAUCAUGUGCAACAUUCUUAGCUCGUCUUGGCUACAAGAAUUUAACAGUUUAUGAGAAGCAAAAUUAUUUAGGAGGAUUAAGUUCAUCUGAAAUUCCACAAUAUCGAUUGCCAUUUGAUGUCGUUGACUUUGAGAUUAAUUUAGUGAAAGAUCUCGGAGUGAAAUUUGAAACUGGAAGAAGUUUGUCGUCAAAGGAUAUAACAAUACAAAAACUUCUUGAUGACGGAACGGCUGCAAUAUUCCUUGGCAUUGGAUUACCACAAGCUAAAAUUGCGCCGGCAUUUCAAGGCUUAACAGAGAGUCACGGAUUCUUCACAUCGAAAGAUUUUCUUCCACGUGUUGCUGAUGGAAGCAAGAAAGGAAUGUGCGGUUGUAAAUCUUCAAAUCUUCCUGUCUUAAAUGGAAAUGUCAUUGUUCUUGGAGCUGGCGACACAGCAUUUGAUUGUGCAACAUCUGCUUUAAGAUGUGGAGCAGCAAAAGUCUUUGUUGUGUUCAGAAAAGGUUCAACAAACAUUCACGCCGUUCCGGAAGAAGUUGAACUUGCGAGGGAAGAGAAAUGUGAGUUUAUUCCAUUCAUGUCACCAGUUGAAGUCAUCACUAAAAAUGGAAGAAUUACACAUGUCGAGUUUUGUCGAACAGAGAAAGACGAAAAUGGAAAGUGGAUUGAAGAUUUUGACCAAAUUGUGAGGCUUAAAGCUAACUUUGUAAUAUCUGCUUUUGGUUCUGGUUUGCAAGAACCAGAAAUGAUUAAAGCAAUGUCACCAGUUCCACUCAAUACUUGGGGUUUACCAGACAUUAACGAGAAGACUCAACAAACUUCUGUGCCGAGUAUUUUCUGCGGAGGUGAUCUUGGUGGUUACUCAGGAACAACUGUUGAGUCAGUAAACGAUGGAAAGACUGCAGCUUGGUACAUGCAUUGCUAUCUGCAAGAUUUACCCUUCAACACUGAACCGAGUCUUCCUUUGUUCUUCACUGAAAUUGAUCUUGUUGAUCUUUCAAUAGAAAUGUGUGGCGUAAAGUUUGAAAAUCCUUUUGGACUAGCAUCAGCACCUCCAACAACCAGCAUUCCAAUGAUUCGUAGAGCUUUCGAACAAGGCUGGAGUUUUGCAUUAACAAAGACAUUUUGUCUUGACAAAGAUAUGGUCACAAAUGUUUCACCGAGAAUCGUCAGAGGAAGUACUUCCGGGGAAAAUUAUGGACCGGGACAAGGAAGCUUCCUGAACAUUGAAUUGAUAUCUGAAAAAUGUGCUGACUAUUGGCUGCGUGGAAUCAAAGAAUUACGAGAAGAUUUUCCGACGAAAGUUGUUGUUGGGAGCAUAAUGUGUUCGUAUAAUAAGGAAGAUUGGAUUGAACUUGCACAGAGAACUGAAGCAGCUGGUGCACAGAUUCUUGAAUUGAAUUUAUCAUGUCCACAUGGUAUGGGCGAGUCAGGAAUGGGGUUAGCAUGUGGUCAAGAUCCGAUAUUAGUUCGAGACAUUUCCAAAUGGGUGCGAGCUGCUGUUAAAGUUCCAUUCUUUAUUAAGUUGACGCCAAACAUCACUGACAUUGUCUCCAUUGCUAAAGCGGCUCAUGAAGGUGGUGCUGAUGGUGUAACUGCCAUUAACACUAUCUCUGGUUUGAUGUCGUUAAAUGCUGAUGGCGUUGCAUGGCCAAAUGUUGGAAAAGAGAAAAGAACAACAUACGGCGGAGUUUCAGGAAAUGCUACAAGACCAGUUGCUUUACGAGCGAUUUCAUCUGUUGGAAAUGCUUUGCCUAAUUAUCCAAUUAUGGGCACGGGUGGAAUCGAUUCAGCGGAUUCUGCUUUACAAUUCCUGCAAUGUGGAGCGUCAGUAUUGCAGAUUUGUUCAGCAGUUCAAAAUCAAGAUUUCACCGUCAUUCAAGAUUACAUCAGUGGAUUGAAAGCUCUUUUGUAUUUGAAAAAUAAUCCACCACCGGAAAAUUUGCAUUGGGAUGGCCAAUCACCACCAACACAAAAACUUCAGAAAGGAAAAGCUGUUGUUAAACUCACCGAUGAAGAUGGAAAUACUUUGAUGCACUUUGGUGAAUAUUCAAAGAAGCGAGAAGAGAAAAUUGUUAAACUACAUGAAGAAAAAGGUUCACUUUAUGAUCCUUUAUCAGAACAAUUAGAGGCAGUAAAAAUAUCACCAUUGAAUGGAAUUAAGCAGGCUGUUAAAGUCGGAGAAGUUAUUGGAAGCGCUUUGCCUCGAAUUGGACCAUACAAAAAGUUAGACAACACUAAACAAGUCGUUGCUUUGAUUGAUGAUGAUUUAUGCAUUAAUUGUGGAAAGUGUUACAUGACUUGUGCUGAUUCUGGUUACCAAGCCAUUUCGUUUGACUCGCAAACUCAUUUACCAACUGUUACUGAUGAUUGCACAGGUUGCAAUUUAUGCUUGAGUGUCUGUCCAAUUAUCGAUUGCAUUACUAUGGUGCCAAAGCAAAUUCCACAUGUGAUCAAACGAGGAGUUCCAGAUCCGGAGAAGUUUUUGGUACAUGCUUUAAGUCCCUCACAAUAAUUUUUCUCAUAAAUAUUUCAUGUUUUAUGUUUUUUUUCCCAAUUUUAAAACAACAAUUUAUAUUUCAUAAUUAAUAAAGAUGAUGUAUUGCUGGUUGCAGACUUUUGCAUACAAAACGCA